ACGGAUCGCGGAGGUUGGCGGAAGCGGAGCUGCGAAAGGUUCUUGUUGGUCCGGGAGUUGAGAGUAGGGGGCGGGAGUGGAGGUCGUAGAAGGGUAGCACGACCGAGGGUGGGACCGCCGCCGCCGCCGCCAUGGCCUUGUCCGAGAGUCAGCUGAAGAAAAUGCUUGCUAAGUACAAGUACAGAGACUUGGCCGUUCAGGAAACUGUCAAUGUUACUGGCCAGUACAAAGAUCUCAAACCUGUUAUGGAUAACUAUGUUUUUAAUGAUGGUUCAUCAAGAGAAUUGAUGAGCCUUACUGGAACCAUUCCUGUAAAUUACAGAGGCAACAUUUACAACAUCCCAAUAUGCCUGUGGCUACUGGAUACAUAUCCAUUCAAUCCCCCAAUCUGUUUUGUUAAGCCAACUAGUUCAAUGACAAUUAAAACUGGGAAGCAUGUUGAUGCAAAUGGCAGGAUAUAUCUUCCAUAUCUACAUGAAUGGAAACAUCCACAAUCAGAUUUAAUAGGACUGAUUCAAGUUAUGAUUGUGGUGUUUGGAGAGGAACCUCCCGUCUUUUCUCGACCAACCAUUUCAGCUUCCUAUCCACCUUAUCAAGCAACAGGGCCACCAAACACUCCCUAUAUGCCGGUAAUGCCAAGUGGAAUCUCUUCUUUUCCUCCUGGACAAACUCCUAACCCAAGUGGUUAUUCAAGCUACCCUUAUCCUGCACCUAGUGGACCAUUUCCAGCAACAACCAGCACACCACAUUAUCCUUCUCAGCCUCCUGUAACCACUGUGGCAGAUGGCAGAAGAAAGCAGAAACAGGUAUGGAUUUGUGGUCAUUCUUAUGUUUUCUGGGCAGAAAAACGGGCACUUGAAAGAAGCUUUGGUCCACAAUUGGGAAUUCGACUGGAGGAUGCCAAAAUACAUUGGCUAGGAAAGAGUGGAAUGGUGUGGGAUCAAUUAGUACCCAUCCUGUUGCAUACACGACGGAGGCUAACAGAUCCUGAUAUAUUGGUGAUCCAUCUAGGAGGCAAUGACUUGGGGACAGCUAGUAAUUUGGAUGUCAUAAACCGAAUGAAGAAAGAUUUUGGACUUCUUAAGCAGAUAUUCAAGAAUACCAUUCUAGUCUGGUCUAAUAUCAUACCCCGGAAAGUAUGGAAUCAAGAGAUACCCCAUAAAGUGAUGGAGAGAAGCAGAAGAAUACUCAAUGAGGAAAUGGGCUAUUUUAUACAAUACAUUGGAGGGACUGUGAUCCAACAUGAUUUACUUGUACCAGAAUCUCCUGGAUUGUUCCAUCUAGAUGGUGUACUCUUAUCUCAGAGUGGCACAGAUAUCUUCAACCUGGAUUUACAAAGUGCUUUAGAAACUUUGAUUUGAUUUUUAAUUGGAAGAAAAAUGAUACCCAUUAUGUAUUUAACAACUGUGGACACUUUCUACAAAUAGAGAAAGUUCCGAACAGCGUGAUAACAUGAAUUUAUAGAUAACAGACUUAGCCUAUGAUUUAGCUGGGUACUGAUUGCUAAUGCGGUUGUCUGUGACAUUGCUCUAUAAUCUGCAAAGAAUUUUUGUGGUAAUACGUUUUAACUAUUUUUUGCAAAUACAGUUUAUUUUUUCAUUUACUUUAAUUCACUAUUCAUGAAUGUUGAAUGAGACUGCCAAACAAAUUAAUCUUUGAUUGAUUCCAUCUCCCCAAAGUGAAUAUAGCAUGAUUAUAUCAAUCUACAGUAUAAGUAACGGUUUACAAAGCUGUUUCAGGUGAGUCAGAUGGGACUAAUUAUUAAGUGUUAUCAUAUUGGGGUUAGAGUUAGUGGGGUCAUUCCAGUUCUCCUGUAGAAGUUUGACAAGCCCUUUUGUGUAUACAUUGAGGAUCAUGCACAAGGAGGGGACAGGAAGGAAAAUCCCAUUACACAAACGGAAGCCAGCUAAGAUAUAUUGGCUAUAGCCAACUAUUACCAAUUCAGCAUUGCACCUUAGAACAUUUCUUCUUUUCAAAAAGGGGAAGAUUAUUUAAAUAUAAUUGGAAGAUCAAAUUAAGAUCUAGUUUCUGACACAUUGGUUUUUGAAAAUACUUUUCCUAGUUAAAAAGUUAAGCAAUUCUAUUUCACAAUUGCAUGUCUUAUAAGCAGCAAUUAAUGGCUGGUUUAAAUGUAGUAUUCCAACUUAAUACGCAUAAUUUAUUAAGCUAGGAAUACCAUUUUAGUCCCACACAUUCUCCACCUUUCUGCCUUUUGUACCAGCUUUGAUCCAAAUCAUAAUAUCUGUUAGUAUUGAACUGUGGUAUAAAAUUGUUUCAUUUACUGAGUUCUUAAUAAUAUGCAUUGAACCAUAUCUCCCUAUUUUUGGCAUAAUGGAAAAUUGGUUUAAAAAUGGGGACUUAAGAAUUGCUUCUCCUUUGGAAUUGGUGGAGUAAUUGUUCUAGAUAUGGCUCUUAGACUUGUAAGAAGGGUUUCAAUGAUUCAUUUUCCUAAUGCAUGCAAAAUAGUAUUAUAUGCUUCUUAGAGCAGUUAUGAUACUUGUAAAAUGCUAUUUUAAAUGAGGGUCUACAAAAAUAUUUUUGCUAUGGUUUUGUUAACUCUGAGUGAAUACAUUUCUGUGAUAAUUAAAAUGAAAUUGUAAUUUUUUUCUGUCAAUAUUUCCCCUGGGAUAACAAAGCACUUUAGAGCUUUUGUUUGCUGUGCUUGAAGAAAAUCUUUCUUUGAUCCCAAAUGCAUAAAGGUAGAUAUUCUGCUUAUCCCAAAGGUAUUGUUAAACUGUUUGACAGUAGCUCUAUUAAGAGAACAAUGCCACUUCAUGUUUUGGCAUCACUGAUCUGAACCACAAUUUGCUUUGAAGGAUUGUUCAAGAGAAGUACAAUUUUAGAAGUAAGUAAGGAAAAUUUAAAAUACAGAGAUGUGUAUUUUUUUUCAAAAACCCCCUCCCCAAAAACCUGACCUACUGUGCAAUAACAAUUUGGUUAUUAAGGAGGAAACCAUUUUGCAAACAAAUCAAGACUCAAUUUGUGUUUCAAUAUUGAAUUCAACUAACACUGCAUUUAUGUGGUAUUGUGACUUUAAUUUUCUUAACAAGCAAGAGGGAAUUCACUAUUAAUCAUUUAGGUCGAUUUUCUGUCAUUUCUGAAGUGAGUUCCUUACUCGAAAGACUUCCAAGUCUGCUCAGCCUCUAGGAGAGGGACUUUGAAAGCUUCAUUCCGUAAUGAACUGAAUGACUGAAAAUAAGACAACAGGAAUAGAAUGUAGAAGACUGAGGUGCAGAGACUCCAUCUUUUAAAUAUUAACUUCAUAGAGUGAAACACUUGAGCAGAUUUAUUUUUUGUAAUUUAUUUUAAAUAUCUCUGAGGUUUCCAGCCACACGAGGAGAAUUAUACUAUCUGUGAGAGCAAAUAGGACUGUGUUCAAAUGUAUAUGGCAUGCUUCAGUUUUUUCCAGUGAGGGUUUAAGAGCACAACUGCUAAAAACAGCAAUUUACAGAUUACCUUUUGUAUAUUUGCUUGUAAAAGAGCCUUUAAGUUCGUAUUUUGUCAGAAUUUAUCUUUCAUAAACUAUUGACAUUGGACAUCUGUUUGAAUCAUCUGAUUUCUAUAAUUUGGAGGGUUCUGUUUUAAAAAUAAUAAAACAUUAGCCUUUGU
This is a messenger RNA of Ahaetulla prasina, 3609 nucleotides long. RefSeq names its product tumor susceptibility 101 (gene TSG101). The coding region runs from base 132 to 1361 and encodes 409 amino acids. Gene Ontology annotation, cellular component: ESCRT I complex. Gene Ontology annotation, molecular function: ubiquitin binding. NCBI's taxonomy places the organism in Eukaryota, Metazoa, Chordata, Lepidosauria, Squamata, Colubridae. Gene Ontology annotation, biological process: protein modification process; endosome to lysosome transport; protein transport. The record is from RefSeq and is a predicted model, not a curated record. The transcript is spliced from 8 exons.